Messenger RNA from Zeugodacus cucurbitae (melon fly), 1289 nucleotides. RefSeq lists its product as uncharacterized. Lineage: Eukaryota; Metazoa; Arthropoda; Insecta; Diptera; Tephritidae. The transcript has 3 exons. The coding region runs from base 106 to 1239 and encodes 377 amino acids. The record is from RefSeq and is a predicted model, not a curated record.
AUAUUCUAAUAUAAUUCCACACAAAUUUCGCUAUAAAUUUCGUGCACUUCGAAAUAAUCGACAGUUUGCUUCAAAGAACGUUACGCAGUCGAGGAGAUAUACAAAAUGCGGGUGCUAACAUUACUACUGUUCUUAGCAGUAAUUAUCCUGAUUUCUAACGCGGCUCCACCCAAAAAGCGCAGAGCAAACAAUGCAGUUAGUGCGCCAAAACGUCCUUUUAAAUCAGCAGCUGGAAGACAAAAUUCUGCAGCAGCAAGAGCUUUUUCUGGCCCAAAAAGCGCUAAAAGCAAACAGUUUAAGAAAGCAACAGGACCCAACAAUCGUCGCUCAUUGCAAAAACGCAACGGUUCCGGAUCGUCUAAUAACGGUAAUGCUCGACGUCCAGCAGCCGCAAGAUCACGGAUUGGCAGUAAGAAGUCUCGUCCGAACCCUGCUAACAACAAAAGACGUGGUCCUGGCGCAAUAAAUCGCAAUAGGCGAGCGAAUAGGCCAUCAUUUCCUGAAACCCCUGAUGAUGCACUACUGGGCGAUGAUGAGCAGUAUUUGGAUGAACUUCCUGAUAAUAACGUAUCUUUCGAUCUGCCCGAGUAUAAGGAUUCUAUUGGUAAUAAACCCCGUGGUCCGAAAACUUCUACUAAUAGAACUUCCAGAGGCUCAAAUAAUGAGUUAUUUGAUGACUUAAUUCUCGAUGACGAUUUUUUUGGUAAUAUCACUGAUUAUGAUGAUCUCAGUGAGCUUGUAGGGAAAUAUAAUGCAUCAAAUGAUGCGUUCCUUAAAGGCUUAAAUUUAUAUGACGGUGAAGAGAACGGUGGUAAAACAAAUGUCAGUGAUGUCAGUAGAAAGAGUGUAGCUGAUUUGAGUGAGAAACAAUUCAAUGAAUUGCUUAAAAAUAUGAGUGUAGAGUUUGAUAGCGUGGAAGGCAUUGACGCCGUCGAUGAUGGUACGCAGAACGUCGAGGAGGGCAAGAAGACUGAGGUGGACAAACCUCCAGCUGAAUCAGGAGCUGAGGAAGCUAGCGUUGAAAAAAAUAUUGAUGAUGAGAGUGGCAAAAAUAAUAAUAAAACAGUCGGAGAGGAAGGUUCUGCAAAGGUCCAGAAGCCUAGUGAUGAAUCAAGUGACACUCAGCCAACUGGGAAGAUUUCAGAUGAAAAGGACUAUGAUUUUGAUGAUUUAGGUGAAGAAGAACUUCCCGAAGGCGAUUAUGAGGGGUAUGAUGAAGACGAUGAUAAAAAAGUAUAAGUGUGUGUUGGUAAUUAAGUGCGUAUAGAACAUAUUUUUUAAAGUCUAUA